This is a messenger RNA of Acipenser ruthenus (sterlet), 1674 nucleotides long. RefSeq names its product carbonic anhydrase 15-like. Gene Ontology annotation, molecular function: carbonate dehydratase activity; zinc ion binding. Lineage: Eukaryota; Metazoa; Chordata; Actinopteri; Acipenseriformes; Acipenseridae. The transcript is spliced from 9 exons. The coding region runs from base 433 to 1392 and encodes 319 amino acids. Gene Ontology annotation, cellular component: plasma membrane. The record is from RefSeq and is a predicted model, not a curated record.
GAGGGCAAGGUAUAUAAUCGCGCGGUACAUUCAGCAGUAUCGUUGCAGUUAAUUUUAUUAAAAUGAUACAAAACAUCCAUUAACGUUCAUGAAGUACAGAAGUUAUUCUGCAGGAAAAGGCUGAAAAAACACUCAGACAGUUUUUUUAGUCCAUCCUCAGCACUAUGAACUUUGGUGCAGUAUUCUUUUAGUGCAGUGUGGGAAAAGAAAGUAUCGGCAUGUUUAAAGCCAAAUUAAACAGCUGAAUUCGGAGAAUUACUUUCCUUAGGCAAAGCUCUGCGUGUGCUUACAAACACUGGCAGUACUGACGUUUUGGACCAUUCAAAUUCGCCGUAGCCGUUACAUGCAUUGUUUCAACCGUUGAACUAAGACAGCAAAGUUAUUCCACACGGUAUCUAUCAAGUCUUCUUCAAAGCAAGAAGGGGGAUCAACAUGCCAUUCCUGAGAGCUGCUCUGAGCUUCCCUGUGCUGCUGCUGCUGCUGCUGCCGCCGGGGACCGAGGCAUCCGGGGGUACCUGGUGCUAUGCUACCCAGGAUGCCACAUGUGGUCCUGCGCACUGGAAAGUCUUGGAUCAUCAGUGUGGAGGUGCAAAUCAGUCUCCAAUUAAUGUUGACCGCAAGACAGCCAGAAGGAACAGUGAGUUAGGUGCAUUUGUUUUCAAGGGUUACAACACGGCCCCAGCAGGGGCCUGGUCAAUUGCAAACAGUGGACAUGCAGUGCAGGUGAACCUUGGAUCAGACAUCUCUGUGAGCGGGGCAGGCCUGCCUGCAGUAUACAAUGCUUUACAGUUUCAUUUCCACUGGGGCAAGCCGAAUGGGAAUGGGUCAGAACACCAGCUGGAUGGAAAUCAGUAUCCAAUGGAGAUCCAUAUUGUCCACAUGCAUUCCAAAUAUACCGAUAUAAAAGAUGCUGCGACAGACCCCAAUGGGUUAGCAGUGUUGGGUUUCUUCUACAAGGUGUCCGACACGGAUAACACAAACUACAACACCAUUAUCGAUGGAUUGCAGAGUGUUAGUUAUAGUGGUGAUUCAGUGGAUUUGGCCUCUACAUUCCGUUUGGACAGUCUGCUUCCUUCGGAAAACCUCCUGAGCAGAUACUACCGGUACAGGGGCUCUCUCACCACUCCAGGCUGUGCUGAGGCGGUUAUCUGGACUGUGUUUGAGGAUCCCAUCCCCAUUAGCAGCUCCCAGUUAAGUGCCUUUGUGAACUCUGUGCAUUUCUCAGCCAGUGGGCAGACUGAAGUGAAAAUGCAAGACAACUUCCGCCCUGUUCAGGCUUUGAACCGUCGCAGGAUUUAUGCUUCAAAGCAGGCUAGCAUGAGCAGCGGCGCUAUUCCUGCCCUUUCUAUUGUCCUGCUCCUUUUUCCUUUACUGGCCAUCAGGCUGCUGUAAACGCUGUCUUGAUCACAAACCAAUAUUUGUAAAUGCUGUUUAUGCAGGUCAGUAAACCUGUUGAACUUUGUUGGAAGAAGGAGCCACAUCAAAUUUUACAUUUUAAACAGUUUUAUAGUAUAAGUUUUUUUUAAAUGUGUGCAUAUUAUAUAAUUAGAUAUUAGGAAUACACAACUGUACAUAUGUUUUUUAAUUAAAGGAAAGUCUAAUGUAGAUGUUUUUUUUUUAAAAAAAUUCUCCAUGAUGCACUGUCUGCAAGUGAAAAUAAAAGUAAUUAAAUUG